AUGGUCACCCAUAAAGGUCACAGAAUACAUCCAGACGAUGAGAAUACUUCGUUCUUCUCUCCAUCACCAGUGCCUUCCUUCUCUGGGUCUGGUAUACAGUCCCGUGAUAACAUUCAUUUAGCUUCUUCAUUAUCGCUCAAUGACUCUAGUAAAUUGACUCGUAGUAAUCUGGUAGCAACCAAUGCAGAUAUCCCUUCUUAUACACCUCCUUGGACUACACCAUACAUCAUUGGUGUAGCUGGAUACUCGGGAUCUGGAAAGACAUCCAUAUCGCAAAGAAUCAUUCAAGAGUUAAAUCAGCCUUGGACCAUAUUAUUGUCGUUUGAUAACUUUUAUAACCCGCUAAAUAAGGAGCAGCGCCAACAAGCAUUCGAUUGUGAGUUCGAUUUCGAUGAGCCUGCCUCCUUAGAUUUUGACUUGUUGUGUGAAUGUGUCAGCUCGUUGAAGGCUGGUAACAAGACUGAGAUCCCCAAUUACUCAUUCGUAGAUCACAAUAGAACCGGAAAGUCAUCCACCAUUUAUGGAGCCAACGUCAUAAUAAUUGAAGGAAUUUAUGCCCUAUAUGAUCAAAGGCUUUUAGAUAUGAUGGAUGUCAAGAUCUUUGUCGAUACGGACUUGGACAUUUGCCUUGGGAGAAGACUUUCGAGAGACAUCUUGGAUAGAGGAAGAGAGUUGAUGGGCGCCAUCAAGCAAUGGGAAAAAUUCGUAAAGCCUAAUGCGGUCCGCUAUGUCAUGCACACUAUGAAUAAUGCAGAUUUGGUCAUACCCAGAGGCAUGGACAAUAUCGUUGGGAUCAACAUGAUGAUUAAGCAUAUCCAGAACCAGUUAUCAUUGAAGAGUGAAUUACAUUUGGAGCAUUUGCAAAGAUUGGGGUUAACUCAUGACUUGAAUUUAUCCAAAAAGGAGAAUAUCAAGAUCUUACCAAGCACAAACCAUACCAAUGGUGUAAAUCUGAUUUUACUCAGCAAGGACACUGACAGGACAGAUUUCAUCUUUUAUUUUGAUAUCAUUGCGUUUAAAAUUAUUGAACAUGCUCUUGAGUUUUUGACAGAGUUCGAAGAAAAUAUACCUAUAUCUACAUAUGGAAACUAUACUUACAACGGAAUGAAGCUGAAGGAUGAAAUUAUUGCAGUGAACAUCAUUAGAUCAGGAGAUUGUUUCAUGUCGUCUGUGAAGAAGACAUUCCCAGAAAUUGCUAUUGGAAAGCUAUUGAUCCAGUCAGAUUCGAUGACCGGUGAACCACAGUUGCAUACCGAACUGUUACCUAAAUCAAUAAAGAAUGUUCUGAAAACUGGAAGAAAGAUUUUCCUCUUCGAUGCCCAAAUCAUAUCCGGGGCUGCUUCGAUCAUGGCCAUCCAGGUUUUAGUAGACUAUGGGAUCAGUGUUAAGGAUAUUAUUUUGUGCUCAUACUUGUCUACAGAGAUUGGUAUUCGCCGUAUUAUACAUGCAUUUCCUGAUGUUAAACUUGUUUUAGGAAAGGUUAGUAGCAUGAAUUCCAGUCAAGAAGAAGGAUUGGUCCGUGGUGAGGUUGUUGAUAAGAUUGACGGUUAUAAUUUAGAGGGUUUCAAAGACACAGACUGGGUGUUUUCGAAUAGAUACAUCGAUUCGCUUUACUUUGGAACUGAUUAA
Dujonia railenensis is the source of this 1629-nucleotide messenger RNA. Lineage: Eukaryota; Fungi; Ascomycota; Pichiomycetes; Serinales; Debaryomycetaceae. The record is from the annotation of a GenBank genome assembly.